Messenger RNA from Eimeria maxima, 507 nucleotides. RefSeq lists its product as hypothetical. The record is from RefSeq and is a predicted model, not a curated record. NCBI's taxonomy places the organism in Eukaryota, Apicomplexa, Conoidasida, Eucoccidiorida, Eimeriidae. The coding region runs from base 1 to 507 and encodes 168 amino acids. The transcript has 4 exons.
AUGUCGGAUCGUCAUUGGGCGUGCGGGCCCUGGCCCGCGCUCAAGGCUGCAACAUUUUUCGUUGCUGCAGCCUUAUUAGCCCUUUCUUCACCUACUUCAGCUGAUUAUCUAGCCCAAACAAGCGAUGUGAAGGUUCAGGAGGAGGUUUCUGGUCAGACAAAGUGGAAUGUUGAACUUGAGUCCCUCCUGGGAGGCAGGUUUGAGGCGGGGCUUACGUCACUAAGAAAAGGAUUGGGGGCAAUCGGAAUCGCCUCUGCUAUAGCAUCAAUACUAGUCUUUUUUAUCAUUCUCGGACACACACACGCUACACAGACGGAAGAUCGGUCCGAGCGGACGCGCAAAGACUUGGCAGUGACAAAUGCAAUGCUGCCACUGCCAAACAUCGGCCAACAAGUCGAUUCGAUUUUGUACGUGCCUGUGACUCCUACGAUUUGUGGGCGGAAGAUGGUGGUUAGGGCAUCGACUAUACGCGACCUUGAGCGAUAUGGUGGAUUCAAGCGCAUGUGA